This is a messenger RNA of Rangifer tarandus platyrhynchus (Svalbard reindeer), 738 nucleotides long. NCBI's taxonomy places the organism in Eukaryota, Metazoa, Chordata, Mammalia, Artiodactyla, Cervidae. The record is from the annotation of a GenBank genome assembly.
AUGCCUGACAGGAUUAAAAUGCCAACGCCUGACAUCAGAGGGACUCAUCAUCCAAGGAUCUACCAGAGACCACAGGAAAACAUGGGGAGAAUUUUCCUCACUGACGAAAAAGCCAAUUCAGUAUUAAAACGCUACCGAAGAGCGAAUGGACUCUUUGAAGAAAUAAGACAGGGCAACAUUGAGCGUGAAUGCAAAGAAGAAGUCUGUACAUUUGAAGAGGCAAGAGAAGCUUUUGAAAAUAAUGAAAAAACUAAGGAAUUUUGGAACACGUACACGAAAGCACAACAAGGAGAGAGUAACAGAGGAAGUGACUGGUUUCAGUUUUACCUUACCUUUCCAUUAAUCUUUGGCCUCUUCAUUAUCCUCCUUGUCAUCUUCCUAAUCUGGAGAUGCUUCCUAAGAAACAAGACUCGCCGACAGACGGUGACAGAAGGUCAUAUUCCUUUCCCUCAACACCUCAAUAUUAUCACUACACCUCCCCCACCAGAUGAAGUCUUUGAUAACAGCGGGUUGUCCCCAGGCUUCCUGGAAUACGUGGUUGGGCGCUCAGAUUCCGUCUCCACUCGCCUGUCCAACUGCGAUCCCCCUCCGACCUAUGAGGAAGCCACCGGCCAGAUGAACCUACGGAGGAGUGAAACAGAACCUCAUCUCGAUCCGCCUCCGGAGUAUGAGGACAUCAUCAACUCCAACUCAGCCAGUGCCAUUCCUAUGGUGCCUGUGGUCACCACCAUCAAAUGA